Messenger RNA from Dictyostelium discoideum AX4, 141 nucleotides. RefSeq lists its product as hypothetical. The record is from RefSeq and is a predicted model, not a curated record. The coding region runs from base 1 to 141 and encodes 46 amino acids. The transcript has a single exon. Lineage: Eukaryota; Evosea; Eumycetozoa; Dictyosteliales; Dictyosteliaceae.
AUGAGUGCCCCUUGUGGUGACAUAAUUAACAAAACAAAUAAUAAAAUAAUAAAUAAUGAUGAUAGUUAUGACGAAAAUGAGUAUUCUAACCCACUAUUGAAGUAUACAAACCUAUUGACUGUGAUUCCUUUAAAUUAUUAA